AUUCAUUACGGUGAUAUAUUACUACGCGCGAACGAAAAGUGAAGGCUGUGAGAGCAAGGAUUUAUUCAUGUUUCUCUACAAAUGGCUUCGCGAUUGCUCUACCUCGUCGUUUGGUUGACUAUCUCACGACUGUGUGUACGUUCUAAUGCUUAUGAAUUUUCAAACCACCUCAACAACAAGGAUAAAUCAGAUUUUCUCAGGGAAGGUUUUGACUCAUAUAUAUUGAGUAAUACUCUUCAUUUCAUCUAUGAUGACCGCUUCCAAAGAUCUGUGUAUGGCUUACCAAACACAACAAUAGAACUAAAAUGCUAUGUUUCGGCUCCAAAACGAAGUCCUUUAAAUGGGAAUAAUGUCUAUCACGAUUUCACAUUAAAGUGGCUUCGGUACAAAUCGAGUUUUGAUGAUACAGGAAAUUUUCAUAAACACGAAGUAUUCAAACAAUCAGGAACAGAAACGCAAAAAUUAACAAACUUAACGAUUGAUGGACCUCCUAGACGCCUCGUCAAGGAAGAGAGUCAAUCGAACGUCUACGAAUUUGUUUUGAGAGUACCUGUAGAAGGAGACGUUACAUACAGAUGCUUAAUUGACGAUGAAUUCGGCAAAAUAUUUAGUUCAGCUAUGAUGCCAUUAAAGGCCGUGUUGCCUGGGCUUUCAAAUAAUUACGUAAAUGUAACGCAACCAAAGGGUUCUAACGCAAGAAUUGAGUGCAGACUGAAUUCUCAUGUAAUUCCAAAAGUCUCAAUAAAGUGGUUUAAGGACGAGGAAGAAUUGGAGGUGGAUGGGUAUCGAAUUGUUUCCUUACCAGUGUCCCACCGAGGAGAAAUAGAUACUGAGCACGAAUAUGUGGCAUGGCUAGGUGUCUAUGGUACAUUAUAUUUAUAUGAUCUGAGAGAAGAAGAUGAAGGAGCAUAUUCAUGUGCUGUUGAAAACCCUUGGGGAUUUGAUAAAAAAGAAGUAGCUACUGUUCUCAUUGACAACAACAGCCCGAAUAGCUUGAUCCAUAAACCUGUUAAUCUUUUACUAUUCGAAUCACUGUUAGGUGUUUUGGAGUGCUUUACCUCUUACGAUUCAAGAAUCACAUGGACAUUUACAGGGAAAGAUGGAAUCAUCAAACCUGUUAACAAAUCUUACAUCGUUGGAAGACAAAGCAUUGUUAUUCCUAAGAGUGAUAUUAAGAAUAUUGGAAAUUAUACUUGUCAUUUGGAGAGUUCUCGAGGCAAACAGUCAUUUAGAGCUCAGCUUUCUUUACGUUACGUUGACUCUGUUAUUUACACUCCUCCGAUUAAACGCGUGCAUGGCAUGAAAGGGUUGAAGUGUACUAUGCCCUUUGUGACUGGCUGUGUUUAUAAUGCCUAUAAACAGAGCAAGUAUCCGUUUGCUAGAUGGUUUGUCAAUGGUACCAGCAUUAGUGAUGUAGCGGAAGAGUACCAGAGAAAGUACAAUAAGAAAGUUUUUGCAGUUACUACAGGAAAUAAAGAAGAACUUCUUGCUGCCAUAAGGGAAUACAAAGGAGGGAAAACUAAAUUAAACGUUACGAUGAGGCAUGAAAUUCUCGAAAAAACAAUUGAGUUUGUUGAAAGUUUACCCAAAUAUGCAAGAUUCUCUGUUUUGAAGAUAUCAGCAGAAUUUACAGAAUUAUCAGGAUAUUACCAAUGUCUUGUAUCUAGUUAUGUAAAUGAAUAUUCCCAAUCAAGUCAAUUUCACAUUCCCGAAACAUCACCAGAUGUGGAUAAUAUAACUGUAGUGAAAACCAUGCCAGCUUCAAUUCUGCUCAAUAUAACUAGAAAAAAAUUAGGAGGAUUUCGAAGCCAAGAUGAAGUUAUAGUCGUUAAUGUGCAAUUCACUUGUAUAAAUUCGACUGGAAAAAAGCCUGAUUGGUAUUCAAAAGAAGAUUGGCAAGCGUGUAAGAAAGAUGGAGAAGAAGUCUUUGAUAUGAAACCAACAUCUAAAAAUCCGAAUUGGCGAACUGCUAAUGUAACUAAACUUCUACCGGACACCAACUACUCUAUUCAAAUUGUCCCUUAUAGUAAACGAGGGUGUGGUCCUCGUACACCAGUUAAUAUUAAAACAAAGGCUUUGAGACCAAGCGCCUUUCCAAAUUAUAAAUUGGCUAUUUCUUCUACAUCGUUAAAAUUUCGAUUUGAUCGUUUACUAGGUCCAAAAUGCGGUGGAAGGAUACUAAGUUAUAUUAUCAAAGUCGGAAAUAAGCGAAAAUCUAUUAAGAAUGGAAAAUUUGAAGGAGAAAUCAAAGGACUUUCCCCAAAUACUGAAUACAAGUUUUUAAUUGUGCCAAAAACUGAAGCGGGAGAGGCUCCACACUCAGAGGAAAAUUUUAGAACAAUUAGAACUUUGAAGCAAUUGGACUCUCCUAAGAAAUUGAAUUUCCCUUCAAUGAGGAUAGAAUCGGUUAAUGUUACAUGCGCUCUUUUUCACCUCGGAAACGAACACAGUUAUGUCGAUAUUUUCUUAAAGCAUCUUUCAUCGAAGAGUGGAGUACACUAUCCCGAUGCGAAUAAAUCUUAUUUGAACAUAACUGCAACAGUUUUCAAAGUAACUGACCUAGUAUUGGAUUCCGAGUAUGAAGUUGAUAUAGUGUACUAUGAAAGCAUUAUGGCUUUCAAGAGAGAGAUCUAUUUCUAUUCUAAUCCUACAAAUCAUCAACCACCACCUAUGCCGUUUAAUUUAGACGCAUCGAUUGUUAGAAAAUCUGAUGAAAAAUGUUGCAUACACGUUAGUUGGGAGGAAUCGAAAUCUUGGGUUGGAUCUAUACAGCAAUUCGUUUUAAAGUUUGCUAUGAAGAAUUAUAUAGAGUAUGGUAUUCCUUUACAGAAAAAUCGUGUAAUUCUUAAAAAUUUCACGAAAUAUGACUAUGAGAUUUCAUCGUCUUGUCAAUCGUGUAAAACAGUAAAGAGCGAGAGGAUUACUUUUCAAGUUCAAGCCGAAAUAGAUUCUAAACGAAAAAGUGAUUUUAGUUUAGAGCGAAUGAUUUAUUUCAAUUCAUCAACAAUUAUAAACCCUCGCCAUGAAACAACAUCUAUAUCUACAUAUACCAAUAACGAUAAAAAGAAAUAUUUUUGGAUAGGAAUAAGCGGCGUUAGCGUAUUCCUGCUAACCAUAUUAUUGUUUGUUUGUUUCAAAAACGUGCGGAAGAUGAUGUAUCUUAGAAGGAAUCGGAAUACAGAAAGACCAACAACCAAUAAAGCGAAUGUUGGAACCCCGGUCAAUGUGCAAAUACAGGAAAGACAGCCUCUCUUCACAGACAUUCGACAAGUAGUUUUGAAUGGGGAAGUUUGCAGUGAAUCGCACGUCGAAGAGGUUAUUAAACGACGACCCGACUUAGAUGGCUUCAUUGAUACUAAAGGUAUCAGUGACGUGACGGGUGAAUUCCGAGGUAGAAUGCAUCAGAUAAGCUGUUCCGGUUCUGUGCGAAGUGGUCAAAGUGUAGCUACACAUUCAGAUUCCGGAUGCCAUGAAAGUAAUUUGACGCUCCAUAGCUCAGAAAAGAACGAAGAUAACGAAGGAAGUGACACUCUAGGACACACCUCUUCUCAGUCUUCCAGUGCAGAGACGCUUUGUAACAUGCAUUCGCAACAGCAUUGCAAAUGCAAACAAAUAGAAACCUCAUGUGAUAAUUAUAUUCAACGGUCUGAAAUCUAUCAUCCUCCUCGUCCACCGCAGCAGCUUGCUUGCAAAAUAUAA
Molecule: messenger RNA, 3699 nt
Organism: Dimorphilus gyrociliatus
Lineage: Eukaryota; Metazoa; Annelida; Polychaeta; Dinophilidae
Source: the annotation of a GenBank genome assembly